Molecule: messenger RNA, 1174 nt
Organism: Argentina anserina (silverweed cinquefoil)
Lineage: Eukaryota; Viridiplantae; Streptophyta; Magnoliopsida; Rosales; Rosaceae
Product: ethylene-responsive transcription factor 3-like
Exons: 1
Coding region: 144-836 (230 amino acids)
Biological process (GO): regulation of DNA-templated transcription
Molecular function (GO): DNA-binding transcription factor activity; DNA binding
Source: RefSeq, a predicted model, not a curated record
GCCAUCCACUUCUUCUCCCACCCAUCCCUCUCUCUCUCAUCUUCUCUCUCUAUCUCAAUUCUCAAACCCUAUUUCUCAUUUUCAUCCUAAAUCCCAGAGACCCAAUUCUUUCUAUGAAAAUCUGCCAUUGAUUUUUAAAGCCCAUGAGGAGGGGACGCGGAGCCUCCGCCGCUGCCGCGGCUGCCAGAGCGAAUGGGCCGCCGACCGAGCCAAACGGAGCCAGGCCCGUUAAAGAGGUGAAGUACCGGGGAGUUCGGAAGAGACCGUGGGGGAAAUACGCGGCGGAGAUUCGAGACCCGUUUAAGAAGAGCCGGGUCUGGCUCGGGACCUUCGAGUCCGCCGAGGACGCGGCUCGCGCCUACGACGCCGCCGCCCGCGUCCUCCGCGGACCCAAAGCCAAGACCAACUUCCCGACAUAUUCCAACCAGUUAUGUUACAACAACAACAACCCGACCGAUCCCAACUUCGAAGGCAAGUUGUUCGGGUCGGGUUACGGGUUUCAAGAGGACGACCAAAUGGGUCCCGCCAGACCCGCUUCCAGCGGCAUGAGCUCAACCGUGGAGUCGUUCAGCGGGCCGAGGCCCGCGCCGCAGCGAUCGUCGACUGCGGCGGAGUCGUCGCGGCAGAAGCAGCCGCGGACGCCGCCGAUGGAUCCGGAGGAUUGCCACAGCGACUGCGACUCGUCGUCCUCGGUGGUGGAGGACGAUGGGGACUUUGUUGCGUCGUCGUCGUUCCGGAAACCGCUGGAGUUUGAUCUCAAUUUCCCACCGUUGGAUGAGCUCGACGGAGGAGGAGGGGACGGUCAGGAUCUUGGCUGGACAGCACUGUGUCUUUGAUUUACUGAUGAUGACGAUUAUUUGACGAGCAAAGAAUGAUCAAUGAGUUCAAUACUCUUCUUCUUCUAUUUCUUGUUAAAUAACAUUAAAACGAUCUUAUAUCUCUGCAUUAUGGCAUUGUGUUUGAUGAGAAUGGCCUUCUUAUUUUUCUCAUAUUUAGACUAGAAACAAAUCAUCAUGAGGAUCUUGUUCUUGUUGUUGUAAUGUUAUGUAUUAGGGUUUGUAAAAUGUGGGAUCUGGGUUUCUCCAAUCCCCCACCUUAGCUUGUUGUUCACAAAGUUACCAUAAACGCUUAUCUAAUGAGGAAAUGAAGAUUUGAGGGUUUUUCUCUUGUUCUG